AUGGUGCAGGCGGGAGGGGUUCCCUCUCCUGGGGCUGCCCCGGACCAGCCCUGCGCGUUCAAGCUGGUCCUCUUGGGAAGUAGGUCAGUGGGCAAGUCCAGCUUGGCUCUCCGGUACGUGAAGAAUGACUUCAAGAGCAUCCUGCCCACCGUGGGAUGUGCGUUCUUCACGACGGUGGUGGGUUUGGGCGCCAUGUCUCUGAAGUUGGAGAUCUGGGACACGGCUGGCCAGGAGAAGUACCACAGCGUCUGCCACCUGUGCUUUAGGGGUGCCAACGCUGCGCUUCUGGUAUACGACGUCACCAGGAAGGAUUCCUUCUGCAAGGCUCGGCAGAGGCUAAAGGACCUGGAGAGGGAGUCCUCCCCCCCAGGGGAGGAGGUGGUGAUGCUGGUCAGGAACAAGAUGGACCUUGGCGAGCAGCGGGAAGUGACAUUCCAGGAAGGGAAAGAGUUGGCAGGGCAAGAGAUGCUGUUCAUGGAGGCCUCGGCCAAACUAAACCACCAGGUGACCGAGGUCUUCAGCGCCGUAGCCCGGGAGCUCCUGCAGCGAGAAGAGGGGAAGGAGGGGCUGCAGCGCGGGGAUGCAGGGCUGCCUCUGAACGGGGCACCUACCCGGCAGGCCAGAUGCUGUGCCCACUAG
Molecule: messenger RNA, 639 nt
Organism: Odobenus rosmarus divergens (Pacific walrus)
Lineage: Eukaryota; Metazoa; Chordata; Mammalia; Carnivora; Odobenidae
Gene: RAB17
Product: RAB17, member RAS oncogene family
Cellular component (GO): endosome
Molecular function (GO): GTP binding; GTPase activity
Source: RefSeq, a predicted model, not a curated record